Molecule: messenger RNA, 1818 nt
Organism: Acytostelium subglobosum LB1
Lineage: Eukaryota; Evosea; Eumycetozoa; Acytosteliales; Acytosteliaceae
Exons: 2
Coding region: 1-1818 (605 amino acids)
Source: RefSeq, a predicted model, not a curated record
AUGGACUUGAUUAGUAUCAUCACAACAUUGUUAACAUUGGCUGGUGUGGCAAUAGUAGGAACAAUUGUUACAAUAUGGAAGAGAAGCAAUAUAAAGACAGAUGAUGAUUUGAAGUUGUAUGUUGAGUCGGGUAAUAGUCAAUUCACAUUAAGAGAGUAUAAAGCAUUAGCAAUACUAUGUGACUCUGUAAUAGCCAGUCAUAGAAUAACAAAGGAGUUCUUUAAGAAGCACAACAUCUCCCUGACCCAUCGCUCAGAGGACGAUGUCAACAAGUUCUUUGCAAGACCCGCAAAGGACAUGAACAUUGCAAGUAGAUUGAUCGGCAUGAUGGUGAAGGGAUGGUCAGGUGAUCAGGUGAUGCAUGUGAAAUGGUUGCUUAGACUGUUGUGUACACCAAUGGGAGUGUUGCUGACAGACUCGUUGACACCGUUUGUCGAGUUAUCAAUAUAUCAACGUCAACAGAUAUUGACCAAUAUGAAGUGCUCACGUAUUCCCAUGAGAAGACAAGCAUUCAAUGCACUAGUUCCUUUGAUAUACACUCUGUACCUGGUGCCUCAAGAAGAAAUCAAUCCAAACUGGAUGGCACUACAAUAUGGUCCGUCGUCAAGCGGUAGACGAGGAGACAAAAUGGACAUUCGUAAAGACACCUCAAUAUGCGCAGAUGUGGUCAUUGUUGGAUGCGGAGCAGAUGGUUGCACAACAGCCGACAAGUUGUCGGCAGCUGGCCACAAGGUCAUCUUGUUGGAGCUCAAAGAGGAGGGCAAGACUGACGCCGACACACAACAAGAGGUUAUCGUUGGCGAUGAUUAUAACGUCAGCAUCAACCUCGCCUCCAGCAGACGAUUGGCCGGACAAUGGACUACUCAAUCAAGCAGUACGCCCAACAUUGGGGCACGCAACAAGGGUACCAUCAAGACCAUUGGCAAUGUAUCCGUUCACAAAGUGACCAGCGACAAUACACAAUCACCCAAAGCAGCUGGUGUGGAGGCGACUUAUACAUCACAUGACGGUACAACUCAUAAGUUAUCGAUCAAGGCUCAGGCCGUCGUCAUCUCUGCCGAUUCAAACAUAGACAUAACACAACUACUACGUUGUAGUGGGUUGGAUACAUCGGCAACUACUCUUUCAACAUCAUCUAAUAGCGCAACAACAACAAUGGUAAUUCCAGCCAUUGGUAUCUUUGAGGAGUCACCUGUAACUGGUGGACUACCAGUCGUUCACAAGCCCUCAACAGCUGUGAUGGCAAGCGCAUUGAUGACUCACCUGUUCAAGGACUCGUUGACACAGAAGUUGCUACUUGUGGACCUGUACAAAGUUGGAUAUAUUGCCGACACACAACAAAGUCUAGAGAUGUCACUUCAAGCGUUGGUCAAGGCCGGCGCCAAGAAGGUUGGAAUUCCAGUCGCCGGGUUGGACCUGGUGGACAGCCAGAACAUUGACACACUCAUCCAGUCACUCAAAUCAUUCGAUCCAAAAAGCAGUAAUGUAACCAUGAUGAAGAUAACUCAUUCGCCAUUGACAACAAAGGGACAGUGGCGCGACACAUGUACCAAAGGAGAGACUGGCGAGAGCAACGAGAUGUCAGGGCUCUACUUCACAUCCAAUAGUUGUCCAUUAUUGAUAGAGAGAUAUAAGCCAUCCGCAACAACACAUAAUGACGAUGGAGAUAAUGAUGAUGACGAGACUGAUGAUGACACUGAUGAAAUGGAUAUAUCAUUUCCAUCUGAUACCAUCACGUCAUCCGAUGAAGAAUUGGCUACAACAGCAACAAGGACAACAGCGGCAAAGUGUGGAUACGAUUAUCCAGACAAUAAAUGA